Messenger RNA from Oncorhynchus gorbuscha (pink salmon), 2746 nucleotides. Its product is annotated as metalloreductase STEAP4-like. The transcript has 10 exons. Gene Ontology annotation, cellular component: plasma membrane; endosome. Gene Ontology annotation, biological process: copper ion import. The coding region runs from base 335 to 1783 and encodes 482 amino acids. Gene Ontology annotation, molecular function: cupric reductase (NADH) activity; ferric-chelate reductase (NADPH) activity. NCBI's taxonomy places the organism in Eukaryota, Metazoa, Chordata, Actinopteri, Salmoniformes, Salmonidae. The record is from RefSeq and is a predicted model, not a curated record.
ACGUCUGUAGUGUCAGUCAGACUAUCAUCUGGAAAACUCAGAGGAGCUGCUCCAACUCUGAAGAUUAUUGUUUGUGACAUGUAAUGCGAAAACAUUUAAUGUCCUAGCAUUUAUUGACAGUGCUCUGUCUGGACUGUAACUCCGUCUAGAGGAGGUGUCUGCUGAAGAACUUAACGAAGUGAAAGGGAUGUUCAUCCUGCGAGCUCCAUUUAUGUGGAUGUACUUUUUUCUGUGAUUGCAACUUCAGGAAGGUAUUUUAAAUUCUUUAGUCUUUCUGACACUUUCUGUUGACUAUCUACGACUCGAGGAGAUCUUUGCCUGUCUCUGUUCAGGCAUGACGGGUCAGGAGAGGAGUGAGGAGAAGAGUGAAUGUGUGUCCCUGUCGCCGAUGAGGGAGGCUGUGCCUGCCCCACCUGAGUGUGAGAGGGUGUGUGUGUUUGGGACGGGGGACCUGGGGCGCUCUCUGGGCCUGCGUCUGCUGCAGGCAGGGUACGGGGUGGUGUUCGGCAGCCGACGGCCCCACAGCAGCAGCAGCAGCCUCAUACCCCACGGAGCACAGGUCCUGGGCCAUGCUGCAGCUGCUCAGUCAGCCCAUCUGAUCUUCAUUGCAGUCCAGAGAGAACACUACGACUUCCUGGUACCACUGGCCAAUCAGCUAAAGGGAAAGGUGUUGGUGGACCUCAGUAACAACCUGAGGAAGAAUCAGUACCCAGAGGCCAACGCAGAAUACCUGCAAAGCCUGGUCCCUGGAGCUGAGGUGGUUAAAGGCUUCAACACCCUGUCUGCCUGGAGUCUGCAGAAUGGACCUUCAGAUGCCAACAGACAGGUGUAUAUCUGCGGGGAAAGUGUGGAGGCCAAGCAGGCGGUGAUGGCGGUAGCCACCAAGCUGGGUUUCAGUGCCCUGGACCGGGGCUUUCUCUCAGUGGCCCGGGAGCUGGAGGACUUCCCCCUGCAGCUGUUCCCCCAGUGGAGGCUCCCCCUGUACAUCGCCACUGGCCUCAGUGCUGCCUUCUUCUUCUACCUGCUGAUCAGAGACAUCAUCUAUGCAUACGUCACCCAGGGCGAAGACAUCUCCUUCAGAAUCAUGGUCUCACUGGCUAACAAGGUGUGUCCCAUCGUGUCUCUGAUCAUGCUGUCUCUCUGUUACCUGCCUGGUGUCCUGGCUUCCUUCCUGCAGCUCUACAGAGGCACCAAGUACAGGCGCUUCCCUGAUUGGCUGGACCGCUGGAUGCUGUGCAGGAAACAGCUGGGUCUUCUGGCACUGGGGUUCGCCUUUCUGCAUGUGCUCUAUACACUUAUCAUACCCAUACGGUACUAUGUGAGGUUCAAGGCCACUGAACGCACUGUCUCUGUGAUCAGAGAGAACAGGACCACUGAGUUUGAUACAACGGCGGCCUGGCGUGGCGACUCCUACUUAUCCCUGGGAAUUCUGGGAUUUAGCCUGUACGUCCUAUUGGGAAUCACAUCUCUUCCCUCCGUCAGUAACGUUCUCAGCUGGAGGGAGUUCAGCUUCAUACAGUCCAAGCUGGGUCACCUGACUCUGCUGUUAUGUACGGCUCACACCUACCUGUAUGGCUGGAACAAGUUUCUGAGUUCCUCCACCUACAAGUGGUACACCCCACCGGGCUACAUGCUGUGUCUGGUGAUUCCCUCUGUGGUGCUGCUACUCAAGCUGCUGCUCAUCACCCCCUGUGUGGACCGAACCAUCACCCGCAUACGCCAGGGAUGGGAGAGGGGGGCAGAUCAGCGGAACCCUAAAGACAGCCAACCACUGAUAACUUAGACACACACACACACACACACACACACACACACACACACACACACACACACACACACACACACACACACACACACACACACACACACACACACACACACACACACACACACACACACACACACACACACACACAGAGACACACACAAAAUAACACCCUCAGUGUGAUGACAGCUUUGUCUUCAAGGCAUGAACUCUUGUUUCUUUGCUAUUAUACCCUCUGAAGUUGUCUACCAUUCAAUCAUCAUUUGCAAUGUUUCUGGGAUUUAAAAGAAACAGCAAGAACAUUUAAUUGAUAUGCAGUCAUAUUUAUUUUUGUAUUACACUGUAAACAUUGUUGAAUUUUAAUGCAUAUAUUUUUAACCAUACGUAAACCAGACACUAGCUUUCACUGGUGAAAGCUCUCUUUCUCUCUCUUGCUCUCUCUUGCUCUCUGUGUAUAUCCUCUCUCUUCUUUGACUGAUUGUACAGUUAUCCCCAUAUGAAACAUAGGUUUCAGAGACGUAUAAAAGUGUUUCAAUUUAUAUUUUGUGUCUGUCUGAUACAUCUCCAGUUGCAGGUCAGACACAUAAAAACACAUUUAUCAGUGUGAUCCUCUCUGGGGCUGAGUGUUUUUAUUUCCUCCAGAAAACAGACUCUCUGAAACCCAGCAACAGGCUUCCCUUUCAUCACUAGAUAGACAAAGUGGCCCACAGUGUCUUCUGUUAUAGGGAGCACUUCCUUUGUGGUGAAUAUAACUGGCUGUUUGUGUAGAUGCCAAAGAUCUAAAUACAUAGAUGAAGAGGCAAAGCACAAAGACACACUCCCAUAAACAGCUUGAACCAACACUAAAAACACAGGAACAGUGUGAAAACAAUGUUGAUUCAACCAGUGUGUGCCCAGUGAGAUAUUUUAGACAUGAUUGAAGUGACAAGGUUAAUUAUUUGUAUUGCAUCAAUAAAAUAAAUGGGUAUAUAUUCUUCCUCA